This is a messenger RNA of Acaulospora morrowiae, 436 nucleotides long. The record is from the annotation of a GenBank genome assembly. Lineage: Eukaryota; Fungi; Glomeromycota; Glomeromycetes; Diversisporales; Acaulosporaceae.
CAGUCCCUCAUCCGAGGAUUCCGCCAAUAAAACGAAAAAGACACGAACGAAAAAUGAGGCAGAGGAAGUAACAGUCGAAAAGCCAGAGGUUAAAGGACAAAGUAAACAAACCACACAGUAUGACGAGAAAAAGGGUAAGAGCAAAAAGAAACCUCAAGCUAAUGAGUCUUUAAGAGAAGAGGAUAAUAAAGACACAAAGUUUAAAAAGAAAAAGAGUAGCGUCCGUGAUUCUGGUUUGGGGGAAAUGCCUGUUGACCCCAUCCCAAAAAAACAUCUCAAGUACGGUUAUUUUGACCAGGAGUCAGAAGGCGAUGGUAGGGGAUCAAACAAUCGUCGCCGUUCGGCUCAAGCUGAUGAUGACGAUGAUAAUCUGCCUGCUCUGGUAAACGACUGUUCAACUUGUCGCGAUUACUUGCACAUUUUAAAGUUUCUAUGA